AUGAGUUUACCACGAAAUAAAAUAAUUAUAACAUUUGGGAAGAAUUCCAAACUUCACUCAUCAAAAAGUCAAUUAAUCUCUGAAAUAUUUGGUUCAAGCAACUUAAUGUUAAAUAAAUAUCAUGAAGAUACGAUAGAUAAUAUUAUUAAAAAUGUUAAAUGGAAAACUAAAUACUAUGAAGUAACAAUAGAUUUAUUCAUUGAUCAGUAUGAUGAUCUAUUGGAAUGGAUAGAUGAAUAUACAAGUGAUAGUAUGAUUGAUUUACGGAAUGUCGUAGCAGGAAUCAUUGUCAUUGAUGAUCGACCAAUGCCUCAACAAGACCUAAUGAUAUAUAAACGAUUAAAUGAUUGUGUCUCGACAACAAAUAGUUUUCUCAUAUUUGCCAAUACAAGUGACUAUGUUGUUAAUGACAGCAUUGAUGAACUCUACCAAACGCUUAUGGAGUAUGAAUUAACAAGUGUUGAAGUGGUGAGUUUAAACUCAUGUUUAGUAUUGAGUGACCAGAGAGGAGAAGAGACUAAUGAAUUUGGAGAAACUGUUGGAAUAAAGAGAAUACGAGAACUUAUUGAUGUGCACAAUUGGGAUUCCAGCUGUAACAUUCAGCGUCCAGAAACUGGAACGUCAUUCGAUGGUUUGUUGGCUGCUCCACUACCAGAAGACCCUGGAAAAGAUGUUGAUUUGGAAAAUAUCAUCCAAAAGCUAAAACAAGCAAAACUUCAUUACCAAACAAUAAGUGAUAAAUCGGAUGCUGAUGCAUAUGCAGAAGAGCUUUCACAAGAGUUGGCUCGAUAUCUAUAA
This is a messenger RNA of Naumovozyma dairenensis CBS 421, 798 nucleotides long. RefSeq names its product Irc6p (gene IRC6). Bases 1 to 798 code for a protein of 265 amino acids. The record is from RefSeq and is a predicted model, not a curated record. Lineage: Eukaryota; Fungi; Ascomycota; Saccharomycetes; Saccharomycetales; Saccharomycetaceae. Gene Ontology annotation, biological process: vesicle-mediated transport. The transcript has a single exon. Gene Ontology annotation, molecular function: protein-macromolecule adaptor activity.